GCGGGUGUGUGCGUGUCGGCGUGCCUUGCGUGGAGCAGAGAUUGCUGCACCCAGCGCCAGGCACUGGAGGAGGAGGAAUCCGUAGCAGAGAUCUGAAUAAUUGAUUCUUCAGCAGCACCAGACGCCCGGGAGCGGGCGGAGAGCGUGGUUUCAGCACCAAGGUUGCGCGCCACCGCAAGCUCCCCCCGCCCCCGUCACCAGCCAGACACCUAGGUCGGCCUUGUUCCGCUGCCGCCGUGCGCUCCAGAAGAGGGUGGCCGCGCUCCGCGUCGCCGCCUAGGGACUGCGGGGUCUGCCUCGGCCCGCCUCCGGGGUGGGCGGCUGCAGGCGGACCAGAGCUCCAAACAACGUCGGAUUGCGCGGGGGUUGCUGCGUUGCGUCUCGCUGGCUGAGAACAAGUCCUAAGUUGCUGUGGUGGGCGCCUCUGCUUUCCUCUAUCCUCCUAGGCGACCGCAGCAGAAGCGUGCCCUAGGAUCCUGGCUUCUCCAGUGUUGUGAACCGCGGUGGCCAGGCUCUUUCCUGGGCUCCCGCUGACCAAGUGAGGAACCGAACGCCCAGCUCGGAGCUGGCCCUUCAGCGAAAGGGCCGGGAGGGAGCUGCGGUCUGCCUGCGCCCUUCUCGGCCAGGGACCGCGGGGAUCCCCGGCCACACGCGCGCGCGCGCUCCCACACUCACUCACACACACACACACACACACUCACACACUCACGCACGCCAAGCAGGAGCAGGACUGCGGAGAGGGUGUCCAGGCGCGCUCAGAGGACCUGGCAGCCGCUGUCCGGAGUGGAGCAGAAAGCUGAGCCAGGGCUCUAGGAGAGAGGCUCCUGGGGUGCUGUGCCUGAGCAUGGGGCCCGAUGAGCUCUGAGAGUCGCGGCGGCAGCAAUCAGCCCUGGAGAUGACCAGGGGUGGCCACUGCUGAGAACUAUGUGGAGAGAGGCUGCGAGCCCUGCUGCAGAGCCUCCGGCUGGGAUAGCCGCCCCCCGUGGGGGUGAUGCGGACAGCGCGGGACAGCCAGGGGAGCGCGCAGGGGCCGCAGCAUGCGGGAACCCGCUAAACCUGGUGGCUGCUGAGGCGGCCGAGAUGCUCGUGCGCGCAGCACGCCCCAUUGCAUCCUCCACCUUCUCCGGCUACAGGGACCCUAAGUGGCGACCAUGGGCAGACUGGGCUACUGGACCUUGCUGGUAUUGCCGGCCCUUCUGGUCUGGCACGGUCCGGCGCAGAACGCGGCGGCGGAGAAGGGUACUCCGGCGCUGAACAUUGCGGUGCUGCUGGGUCACAGCCACGACGUGACAGAACGCGAACUUCGAAAUCUGUGGGGCCCGGAGCAGGCAACCGGCUUGCCCCUGGAUGUGAACGUGGUGGCGUUAUUGAUGAACCGCACUGACCCUAAGAGCCUCAUCACGCAUGUGUGCGACCUCAUGUCCGGGGCGCGCAUCCAUGGCUUGGUGUUUGGAGAUGAUACGGACCAAGAGGCUGUGGCUCAGAUGCUGGAUUUUAUCUCCUCACAGACUUUCAUCCCCAUCUUGGGCAUUCAUGGGGGUGCAUCUAUGAUCAUGGCUGACAAGGAUCCGACAUCCACGUUCUUCCAGUUUGGAGCAUCCAUCCAGCAGCAAGCCACGGUUAUGCUGAAGAUCAUGCAGGAUUAUGACUGGCAUGUCUUCUCCCUGGUCACCACCAUCUUCCCUGGCUACAGAGACUUCAUCAGCUUCAUCAAGACAACAGUGGACAACAGCUUUGUGGGCUGGGAUAUGCAGAACGUGAUCACACUAGACACCUCUUUUGAGGAUGCCAAGACACAGGUCCAGCUGAAGAAGAUCCAUUCCUCUGUCAUCCUGCUCUACAGCUCCAAGGAUGAGGCUGUCCUCAUCCUGAGCGAGGCUCGCUCCCUUGGCCUCACCGGCUACGAUUUCUUCUGGAUUGUCCCCAGUUUGGUCUCUGGGAACACAGAGCUCAUCCCCAAAGAGUUUCCAUCGGGUCUCAUUUCAGUCUCUUACGACGACUGGGACUACAGCCUGGAGGCAAGAGUGAGAGACGGUCUUGGGAUCUUAACCACUGCCGCAUCUUCCAUGUUGGAGAAAUUCUCCUACAUUCCUGAGGCCAAGGCCAGCUGCUACGGACAGACAGAGAAGCCGGAGACCCCGCUACACACUCUGCACCAAUUUAUGGUCAAUGUGACGUGGGAUGGCAAGGAUUUGUCCUUCACGGAGGAAGGCUAUCAGGUGCACCCCAGGCUUGUGGUGAUCGUGCUGAAUAAGGACCGGGAAUGGGAAAAGGUGGGCAAGUGGGAGAACCAGACUCUGAGCCUGCGGCAUGCUGUGUGGCCAAGGUACAAGUCCUUUUCUGACUGUGAGCCAGACGACAACCACCUCAGCAUUGUCACCUUGGAGGAAGCCCCCUUCGUCAUCGUAGAAGACAUAGACCCACUGACUGAGACCUGCGUCAGGAACACGGUACCCUGUCGGAAGUUUGUCAAGAUCAACAAUUCAACCAAUGAAGGGAUGAAUGUGAAGAAGUGCUGCAAGGGGUUCUGCAUCGACAUCCUUAAGAAACUGUCCAGAACUGUAAAGUUCACCUAUGACCUCUAUCUGGUGACCAAUGGGAAGCAUGGGAAAAAGGUUAACAAUGUGUGGAAUGGAAUGAUAGGCGAAGUGGUCUAUCAACGAGCAGUCAUGGCCGUGGGCUCCCUCACCAUCAAUGAGGAGCGUUCUGAAGUGGUGGACUUCUCCGUGCCCUUUGUGGAGACAGGAAUCAGCGUCAUGGUCUCCAGGAGUAAUGGCACUGUUUCCCCUUCUGCUUUCCUUGAACCCUUCAGCGCCUCUGUCUGGGUGAUGAUGUUCGUGAUGCUGCUCAUUGUCUCUGCCAUUGCUGUCUUCGUUUUUGAAUACUUCAGUCCUGUUGGAUACAACAGAAACUUAGCCAAAGGGAAAGCUCCCCAUGGGCCUUCUUUUACAAUUGGAAAAGCUAUAUGGCUCCUCUGGGGCCUGGUCUUCAACAAUUCUGUGCCUGUCCAGAACCCUAAAGGCACAACCAGCAAGAUAAUGGUGUCAGUGUGGGCCUUCUUUGCUGUCAUCUUCCUUGCAAGUUACACAGCCAACCUGGCUGCCUUCAUGAUCCAGGAGGAGUUUGUGGACCAAGUGACUGGCCUCAGUGACAAGAAGUUCCAGAGACCUCAUGACUAUUCUCCGCCUUUCCGAUUUGGGACAGUACCUAAUGGAAGUACAGAAAGGAAUAUUCGUAACAACUACCCCUAUAUGCACCAGUACAUGACCAAAUUCAACCAGAGGGGUGUAGAGGAUGCCUUGGUCAGCUUGAAAACUGGGAAGUUGGACGCUUUCAUCUAUGACGCAGCUGUCUUGAACUACAAGGCCGGGAGGGAUGAAGGCUGUAAACUGGUGACCAUUGGGAGCGGGUACAUCUUUGCCACCACAGGCUAUGGAAUUGCUCUGCAGAAGGGCUCACCCUGGAAGAGGCAGAUUGACCUCGCUCUGCUCCAGUUUGUUGGUGACGGUGAGAUGGAAGAGCUGGAGACACUGUGGCUUACGGGCAUCUGCCAUAACGAGAAGAAUGAGGUGAUGAGCAGCCAGCUGGACAUCGACAACAUGGCAGGAGUUUUCUACAUGCUGGCUGCAGCUAUGGCCCUCAGCCUCAUCACCUUCAUCUGGGAGCACCUCUUCUACUGGAAGCUGCGCUUCUGCUUCACAGGCGUGUGUUCUGACCGGCCGGGGCUGCUCUUCUCCAUCAGCAGGGGCAUCUACAGUUGCAUCCAUGGAGUGCACAUUGAAGAAAAGAAGAAGUCUCCAGACUUCAAUCUGACUGGGUCACAGAGCAACAUGCUAAAGCUUCUCCGCUCAGCUAAAAACAUCUCCAACAUGUCCAACAUGAACUCCUCGAGAAUGGACUCACCCAAAAGAGCUGCUGACUUCAUCCAAAGAGGCUCACUUAUUGUGGACAUGGUUUCAGACAAGGGAAAUUUGAUAUACUCAGAUAACAGGUCCUUUCAAGGGAAGGACAGUAUAUUUGGAGAAAACAUGAAUGAACUGCAAACAUUUGUGGCCAACAGGCACAAGGAUAGUCUCAGUAACUAUGUGUUUCAGGGACAGCAUCCUCUCACUCUCAAUGAGUCCAACCCCAACACAGUGGAGGUGGCUGUCAGCACUGAAUCCAAAGGGAACUCCCGACCCCGGCAGCUUUGGAAGAAAUCCAUGGAGUCUCUACGCCAGGAUUCUCUAAACCAGAACCCAGUCUCCCAGAGGGAUGAGAAGACUGCAGAGAAUAGGACCCACUCCCUAAAGAGUCCUAGGUAUCUUCCAGAAGAGGUAGCCCAUUCUGACAUUUCUGAAACCUCAAGCCGGGCCACAUGCCACAGGGAGCCAGAUAACAAUAAGAACCACAAGACCAAGGAUAACUUCAAAAGGUCAAUGGCCUCUAAAUACCCCAAGGACUGUAGUGAGGUUGAACGUACCUAUGUGAAAACCAAAGCAAGUUCUCCCAGGGAUAAGAUCUACACCAUCGAUGGUGAGAAGGAGCCCAGCUUCCACUUAGAUCCUCCACAGUUCAUUGAAAACAUAGUCCUGCCUGAGAAUGUGGACUUCCCAGAUACCUACCAAGAUCACAAUGAGAAUUUCCGCAAGGGGGACUCCACGCUGCCCAUGAACAGGAACCCACUACACAAUGAAGAUGGGCUUCCCAACAAUGACCAGUAUAAACUCUAUGCCAAGCACUUUACCUUGAAAGACAAGGGUUCCCCACAUAGUGAGGGCAGUGAUCGAUAUCGGCAGAACUCCACGCAUUGCAGAAGCUGCCUCUCAAACCUGCCCACCUACUCAGGCCACUUUACCAUGAGAUCUCCUUUCAAGUGUGAUGCCUGUCUGCGGAUGGGGAACCUCUAUGACAUUGAUGAAGACCAGAUGCUUCAGGAGACAGGUAACCCAGCUACUCGUGAGGAGGCCUACCAGCAGGACUGGUCACAGAACAACGCCCUCCAGUUACAGAAGAACAAGCUCAAGAUUAAUCGACAGCACUCCUACGAUAACAUUCUCGACAAACCCAGGGAGAUAGACCUUAGCAGGCCCUCCCGGAGCAUAAGCCUCAAGGACAGGGAAAGGCUACUGGAGGGCAACUUAUAUGGGAGCCUGUUCAGUGUCCCCUCAAGCAAACUCUUGGGGAACAAAAGCUCCCUUUUCCCCCAAGGUCUGGAGGACAGCAAGAGGAGCAAAUCUCUCUUGCCAGACCAUACCUCUGAUAAUCCUUUCCUCCACACGUAUGGGGAUGACCAACGCUUAGUUAUUGGGAGAUGUCCCUCGGACCCUUACAAACACUCAUUGCCAUCACAGGCAGUAAAUGACAGCUAUCUUCGGUCAUCCUUGAGGUCAACAGCAUCCUAUUGCUCCAGGGACAGUCGGGGCCACAGUGAUGUGUAUAUUUCAGAGCAUGUUAUGCCUUAUGCUGCAAAUAAGAAUAACAUGUACUCUACCCCCAGGGUUUUAAAUUCCUGCAGCAAUAGACGCGUGUACAAGAAAAUGCCUAGUAUUGAAUCUGAUGUCUAAGAUCUUCCAUCAGUGUUUAUCUAUAAGGAAACAUGUAGAAUGGCCAACAUUAUAGAGGGUAAACGUUGGAUGUCCAAUAGCACCCUACUAGGAGGAAGAGGAUAUAGGGAGGUAUUUUUUUGUUGGCUCUUUUGCACAUGGCUCCAUGCCAUAAUCUUCCACUCAAGGAAUCUUAUGAGGUAUGUGCUGAGCACAGCACAUACCAGAUAGGUGAAUCCUUAACCAAAAACAAAUGAAUACAUGUGGGCAGGUCUCCCAGACAUGGUGACUGGGUAUGGUGGCAAUAAUGGUGCAUCAGAGGGUGAUGGUUAUAUUGUGGUUGCCUAUAUUCCAAAUUCCAUGAAGAUCAAUCCACCAUGUAACUUCCCCAUCAGAAAUGCCUCACAGUUUCUCUAAUACAGAAUAAGCAAUAUGGUAUGCAUGUAAGUCUGACCCAGACAAUAAGACAGUUAAGAAUGCAUCUGCACUGUAAUAAGAUUGACAUGUGCAAGGUUUAAGAAGUUUGGCUUGUAACAGUUCUCAGCUUUCUUGUUAUGCCUUCCAUUACAACCCUGGAUCAGCCCCCACAAACUCCAGGUUCCCCCCAAAGAAUAGCAAAUCAGUGUGUUUGUGGUACCUACACUACUUUCAUUGUAGUCUUCCCCCAAGACACACCUGGAACAAAUAGCCACAGGGACUCUCAGGUGGAGAACUGUAAGAAUCUCUUUGGAUGUUAAUGUGUGUGUAUCUCUCACCCUCAGCUUCAAUGGUCUUGUUCAGAGCUGCAUAAACACUUUUAUGUCUUCGAUAUCUAAGUGUGGAUCUUCUGUCUAUGACAUAGUGGCCGUUGUAGUUUAUCUUGAAGACUCUUAUGUACGUAAGUUUGCAUUCCUCCCUUCUGGUGAUGACUCAGGGUUGUAUAGUAUCUCUUACCCGAUCCCUCCCAGAGUAAUUGUAACAUGUUCUGUCCCCAGACAGCCACGAUGGUGUCUAAUUAGCUAUGUGUUGUGUUCCCAGAGUUGUUAAUGUGGUGACAUGUGCCAGCAGCCAUGUGUAAUCUAUAAGAAGUACAAUGCCAUCCGUGUGCCCAAGGCAAGCAUGGUUUUACAUUUAUGUCCCUUAAUGUCAGGAAACUCUAUUAGACACUUAUUUCUAUACAAACCACCUCAAAUCAAAACCUUUCAGACAUCAGCCACUUGUGCAUCUCCCCACCCCCACCCCCAGCACCCUCCCAACUAUGGAUAAACCCAGUUUAAAAAAAAGGGGGAUUUCUUUCCUCUGAAAUGUGCACCUUCUUGGAGGUGCACCUCUUGCCCAGCACCAACAGAAACCAACGAGAAGUCUUCAAAGCAUUUGUCAUUCCUGAGCUGCCUGCGUUGUCCUCUUCUUGGCCCACUAAGCCUGCGCAUAUAUGAUAGAACAGAUAGUCAUUAGUUUAAAAAAAAUGAAGCCAGUGAGGGGAAUAUUCAUGCAUGGAAAAUUUCUUAGCACAUAAUUUUUUACCACAUUUUUAAAAAGACUCAAAAUGUAGUUAUGAUACUUUAUUAUACAAGGACAUACCACAGAAACAGAAAAUAAUAUGAAUUAAAGAUUUUAUAUGGUUCUUUUCUAGCAUUUAGUACAUUUCAAACGCACUAUUGUCCUUGAAAUAGCCUGGCUAGCUGGCCAUGGUAUUUUGCAUGAGACUUUAGUCAGUUGGGUAACUCUCUCCCAUGAAGAAUCCUAAUCAUUUCUUGUGUUUUCUCUUACUGAAUCUUGGGUUGGGUUCUUGGAGAAAGGGACAGCAUGACAAGUUAAAAUUUCAUCCCAUUUCUUUUCCUCAUGCUGUUAUGUUUUGUAGGUGGAAUUAUUCUGUAGUUGAGCAGGGAAGGGUCUCUUAGAUCUUGGGGCUGCUUCAGACGAAGCUAGCAGUGGAAAAGUUCAUUUGACCUACAGUGUUCUACAAUGACAAAAAGUGAGGCAAUAGACUAGAGGGCCAGUGGUGGAGUGGCAUAGGGGUGAGGCAUCUCUCCUCCUGUGCUCCUUCAGAACACAGAGGGGCUAGGGUGGAGCUUGAGGUUGAUAAGCUUUAAAGUCACAUUUUAUCCCCUGGAUGGAGGCAUCCUUUCCUUCCCCAAGUCCCAGAGAUGGAGAAAUGUGUGUUAGAGAACCUGGAAUGGUCUCCCCAGUUUUUUACCUUAAAACUGGGCUUCAGUGUUUGUAGUGUCUUUUAAGCCCUUCACUUUGUCUCUCCAUUGCAUCCCAAACCUGUAUUCCUCCUGCUAGGGCCACUGCUGUGUCAUCACAGAACUGACUCUUAAGCCUCCCUGGAAUACAGAAUGGUGACUUGUCACAAAUCCUCGAAGCAUUCUGUUUUCCUGGAUUGUCCUCACAGCCCAGGGUGCUAGUGAAUGCCCACAUUUCAGUGGGAGUACAGAUGACACUCCUACUGCCUCCUCAAACCCUUCUCUGGAAAAUUCAGAGAUCAUUUCUGCUAUUACCUCUAUACAAAAGAAGUUAAAAUGAGGCUUUUGGAAAAAUCAGCCACAUAAUGGGAAAGAAUACAUUUGUUAUAACACCAAGAUAUUUACAAAAAUAAGUCUUGGUCGUUAGGGGCUGUAUGAUAAACAUUUGCUUUUCCCCCUCCACAAAUCCACCGACUCUUAUAAGUGAUGAUUUCAAAGAAGGAAGUGAGGUGAUCAGGUUCCAAGUGAAAGAUAACCAUGUGGGCUUGUUUGAAGGAGUCCUUUCAAAAACUAAUCCAGGGAGUGGCAAAUGGCACCUAAGGUGGUGAUGAGGACUGGACAGGAGGCCCUGGCCUGAGCAUCAGGUAGAGGACCCCUGUGUUAGACCCAACCUCUGAGUUCUUAGACUCACAGAUGCUAAGAAGCCAGUGUCUUUGAAUCCAAAGGCCUGACCUUUCCCUGGACUAAGUAAGGGCAGCCGCUCUUGGCAGUUGUCUUGGCAGCUCUUGUGCUUUCCACUUUGGAAAGGAGCAGCGUGGUCCUCAGAUGGGAAUACUUGGAGGCAAAUAGCCAUGCUUCUGUCCUUACACCCAAACUGAUUUACAUUCUCUGCAUAAGAGAAGCUCCCCAAGCAUGACCCUCACUCUGCCGAGCCGCAGUCCUCUGGGGAUCAGGUCCACCAUCCUAAUACCUGCAGGUUUUAAUAUACUUCUGGCUUCAAUGCUGCAAGAAGGCAAGCUCCUAUGGAUCUGUCUUCCUGCAUGCGACUCAAGGGAUGAUGACCUCAGCCCUGGUGACUGCUCUGUCCUCAGCACUAGUGGCAAUUUCCUGCCAUGCUCUGGGUUCUUCUUUCCCUGCCUCAAAGGGUUCCUGAGAAGACUUAAUACUUAGUUAGCUUUCUGGUGGAAGCAUCAAAAUCUAUCCAUUUCAGCAAGAACUGUCAAACCAAUUCACACUUAGGUUCUGGGCAGAAGAAAAGAAAAUUACACCUUGUUUACAAAUGAAAUAGUUUCAUUUAAAUGGGACUUGAGCCAAGGCAGUUAAUUAGUCAAAAGAUCCAUGGUAGUCACAGGUCUCUCGGUGUUUAUUCCAUUUGGUAUGUCUACUGCUGUUAUGUAUUUAAUAUUCUGCAUCCUUCUCAGGAAAUGACAAAUGCCCUGAAUUCUUUGCAAAUAGAAUUGCUAAUGAAAAAGAAAGUUGGUGUUAAUUAAAUGAUGAUUAAAAAUUUAUUUCCCUUAAACCUAAAAAGUGAAGCUUUAAUAAUUGCUUGUCAAAUAAAUAAAUACCUUGCAAUGAGGUUUCUUAUGGUUUAAGACCUAAAUAAAUACUGAUUCAAGAAACCAAAAUCUCUUUCAAAGGAGUUGAAGGUACCCAAUAGCAUUAUGCACAUUCCUGGACUGCUUCUUUGUGAGGAGCUGUCUUGUGUGAAUCCUUCAGCAAAGGACAGAAGCUGUUUCAAGGUGGAGCUGUUUGGCACUAAUGUUGGCUAUAAUAGACUUACCUGGACUUCAAGAAAUAGAAUUUAAACAGGAGGAAGCCAAAUUUAUCAGUCCAUAUUUAAUAGUAAUUCAAGCUCUAAAGGAAAGAGCCCUAGGGCUGGAGAGAUGGCUCAGUGGUUAAGAGCACUGGCUGCUCUUCCAGGGGUCCUGAGUUCAAUUCCCAGCAACCACAUGGUGGGUCACAACUGCCUGUAACUUUAGUUCCAGGGGAUCUGGCACCUCACACAGACACAUAUGCAGGCAAAGCAUCAAUGCACACAAAAAUAAUACAUCUUUAAAAAACAAAAGAAGAAAGAAAGACAGAAAAGAGACCUUCCUUCCAAAAGCAUUGUUCAUUUGCACUUGAGUCAAGAAUUGGCCUGUCUGUGCCUCCCUCUUCUUUUGGUUAAAUAGGGUCAAAAUAUUCAUCGGGAGUUUUGGGGUCUCUACUUGAAAAGUUUUUCCAAUACAGAGUUGCCCUUUUUCAGUCAGCCAUUUUCCUAUGUACUGUGUUCAUCUCUAGUUGUCUCUGAUGAGGUCAGCUUGACACAGAUCAGAGGUGACUGAAUGCACUUCUGUGAAUACAGUUGCUCAUGUACACAUGUAUAUAUUAUACAUGCUUGAUUUCUACAGCUCACACUUAAGUGUAUUAUCCAAGCAAAUCUGUACAUAUUGUAAAGUUUACGUUAAAAAUUAAAUGGUGGUGGUGGUGUGAACACACAGAAAAAAAAUUCUGAUUAUUUUGAUAGGAGGGUAUUUAUGUAGAGAAGGCAUUAUAUUUUUUUAACUAUCAGCUCUAGGAAGGAUGACAGGGCUCAGGGGAUUUGAGCACUGAUGCUCUUUGUCCCCUUAAGGAACAAAAUUAUGGGGAGAAGAAUGUGCAAUAUUUUCUGCUUAUGUUGGCUUUGGAAUAUGAUACUGGUGUGGACUUAUAUGUGAUGUGUGUAAACCCAUCAAAAGACAUAGAUUUUUCUAUUUAAAUUUCUUUUCUCUUUUGGCUCAUUCUGUGCCUAGAAGUGCUGUCAGCAUAGAAAAAGUUCAAGGUACCUUCUUGGAAGGGUCUAAGAGUAAAUGGAUUUUGUGGAAUGAUACCAAGACUUUAGGAAAGGGGAAUAAGGGAGGGUGACAAGGGACAGUAGUCUGUCUAAGAUGAAGUCAGAAAGCACUGGAGUUGGGGCUGGAGCCCAAGACUCAGUUCUGAUUCCUAGCUUGGUACCCUUUACUAGGCUGACCUAUGUCUGGGUUUCUUUUAGGAAAACACCCUCCAUGCAUUCCUCUGGAGUAAGAGUCAGAGAAAGUCACAGAACUGACCUGGCUCUCAUUGCCUCCUGCUCUUUGCCGAUUCAGGCAUGACUUUUUGAAUUUGGUUUUUCUUUAAGCUCCUUUGCGAUCCCUCAUUUUCUCAAGAUCUCGAGGAAGAGGGGGUCUUUCUUCAGGGAUCUAUCCUCUAGAUAAGAUCCACAAAGGACACAGUUUAAAGCUUCAAACCAAAGAUUAAAAAAAAAAAAAAAAGCUGUCAGCCAUCAGUGAUUAUACUGUGCUGUUGGACAUGUGACACCAAUCUGCCCGUAGGGAACGGGCACAGUGACACUUUCCUCUAAUGUCCAGUUUGGCACUGAGGGCAUGCAGAUGGACUGGAAAGUAGAACCUCUUUCUGUAAGCAGUCCCUGGUUUGAAAAGUGAAUUCCAAUAUACAAAAGAUAAGCCAAAACUGUAAAACAAAAACAGAUUAAAUGCUGAAAAUUAGAAACAGACUGUAAUGCUAUUGUAAGGAGACCAAAAAUUAAUUGAUACUGAAAUCAAACACCUUUGAAAAGUCCUUUCCUGAGUUUUCAGGAACUUUGGAAAAUGCGGUUAGUGUCACUGGAAAUAGUCUUGAUUUA
Molecule: messenger RNA, 11330 nt
Organism: Mus caroli (Ryukyu mouse)
Lineage: Eukaryota; Metazoa; Chordata; Mammalia; Rodentia; Muridae
Gene: Grin2a
Product: glutamate ionotropic receptor NMDA type subunit 2A
Biological process (GO): monoatomic ion transport
Cellular component (GO): membrane
Molecular function (GO): signaling receptor activity; ligand-gated monoatomic ion channel activity
Source: RefSeq, a predicted model, not a curated record